AUGGAAAAUAUUCCUUAUGCAUCUUUUGUCGGAAGCUUAAUGUAUGCUCAAACCUGUACGAGACCAGACAUUAGUUUUGCAGUUGGAAUGCUCGAAGAAUACCAAAGUAAUCCUAAAAUGGAGCAUUGGAAAGCUGCAAAGAAGGUUUUAAGAUGCUUGAAAGGACCAAGACACUAUAUGCUCACGUAUCGAAAGUUUGAUCUGUUGGAGGUGAUUGGUUACUCCGACUCAGAUUUUUCUGGUUGUGUUGAUAGUCGAAAGUCAACUUUUGGUUACUUGUUCCUAUUAGAUGGAAGAGCAAUAUCAUGA
Messenger RNA from Malania oleifera, 309 nucleotides. RefSeq names its product secreted RxLR effector protein 161-like. The transcript has a single exon. Lineage: Eukaryota; Viridiplantae; Streptophyta; Magnoliopsida; Santalales; Ximeniaceae. The coding region runs from base 1 to 309 and encodes 102 amino acids. The record is from RefSeq and is a predicted model, not a curated record.